CAAACGGAUUGCCGAAUUGGAGCGCAUAUUGAACGAAAAAACGGUUCAAAUUAAUGAACUGAUGAAAGAAGGCGAACAGUUGGCGCAGUCGCAGCUGAAAGCAAACACUGCAAUAAAACAGUUGCGGGCCAAAGAAAAGGAGUCGAAAAAAUCGGAACGUGUUUUGAGCGAGAAGAACGAGCAACUGAACAGCCAGCUGGAGCGUUUACGAAAUGAUCUGCGCGCAAGGGACGAUAUUGUUCGCGAGCUGACAAGUCAAUUGGAGCACCUGACAAAAAUCACUCAAACUCAGGAAGCCGAAUUGCAGACCGUCAAGGUGCAGUGUUCUCACUCAGAAUCCAGUUUGCAAGAAAAGGAAAACCAAAUUGAUGGUCUCAAACGUGACCUUUUGGGUUUACAGAAUCAGUUGACAGAGGCGGAGGCGCGUGCAGAACACGGAGCCCGGUCAUCUGCUAGUGAACAAGCGCUCCGNGAACAGUUAGAUGCGACCCGUAUCGAGUGUAAUUCGCUCAAACGCAGCUCGGACGAACGUAAUUCACAGUGGCGUGAGGAACGAGACUACUAUCAGGUUCCGGAAUCGCAGAAAACUGCUGAAGUUGCCUCAGAGUCCGAACGGGUUACUCGUCAAUUGCUUUGUGUAACGGAGAAAAAUAUCAACGAAUUGAACAGCAAUCUGACGAAUUUACGUGCAGAGAAUCAACGUCUGCAGGAGCGUUUGGAUACAAUGAAUAAACAGCUUCUAUCCGAGCGUCGAGAAAAAUCAGAUUUAUCUUCACAAUUGGCGAAACUCACUGCCGAGCGUCGUGCGGAUACUGACUCUGUCCGUGAGUUGCGUGCCCAACUCCAGCAAGAACGAGCAGCGCAUGAAAUUACAAUGCACGAAAGCAAGCUUCUUGAGAAUCAGAUUCGCCAGUUACGAGAUCAUGCUGCUGUACAGUCAAACAAAGCAGAUGCAACUGACGAUGUGUCAUCUCAAUGUUCGAAUGAAGUGAAUGAUCCGUUUUCUAUUAAAAACCGAACGGAAACGACUGGGGUGAGUGUCUGGCUAAUUAGAUCUAUCAUGGAUGUUGGUGGCAUUGGGGAUUAA
Messenger RNA from Echinostoma caproni, 1087 nucleotides. The record is from the annotation of a GenBank genome assembly. NCBI's taxonomy places the organism in Eukaryota, Metazoa, Platyhelminthes, Trematoda, Plagiorchiida, Echinostomatidae.